UAGUCUUUCCCUUUUGUUUGGUUUGUACAUUAUAAAUUGUCUUGUUUCCAUUCGAAUUUUGUUUAUGAAUGUGAGAAGUAACAAUUUGAGUGUUAGAGAGAGGAAGAUGAUGAGUAUGAAAUUAGUUGGAACAAUCUUUGUGUUGUUGCAGUUGCAGUUGCAGCUUCUUCUUUAUUCCAACAAUUAUGGAGUUGCUUCAGCAGGUUGCAUAGAUAUGGAGAGACGUGCUCUCCUUCAGUUGAAGGCAAGUAUUGUGGAAGAUUACAAUAAUGACCCUUUGUCUUCAUGGAACAACAAGAGUUAUGAUUGCUGUGAAUGGAAAGGAGUCGGUUGUAGCAAUCAAACUGACCAUGUUGAAAUGCUUCAUCUAUAUGGCGAUCAGUUUGGUCGUUUUCGAGGCGAGAUCAACGCAUCAUUGUUGGAGUUGCGCCAAUUAAAGUAUUUGAACCUUAGUUAUAAUUGGUUUUCAAACAGUAAAUUUCCAGAAUUAUUUGGUUCUCUAAGCAACUUAAGGUUCCUUGACCUCCGAGCUUCAUUUAAUGGGGGAAGAUUUCCAAAUGAUAUUUCUCGUCUAAGCAACUUGCAAUAUCUUGAUCUUUCAUCUAACUACCUUGAUGGUACAAUCCCUCAUCAACUUGGAAAUCUCUCUCAUUUGCAGUACCUUUAUCUCCGUGGUAAUAACCUUGUUGGAACCAUUCCUCAUCAACUUGGAAGCCUUUCAAAUUUACAGGAGCUUGAUCUUAGAGGGAAUCUCUUGAGCGACAAGAAUGGUGUUGGAGGUGAGUGGCUUUCUAAUCUCACUCUUUUAACUCAUCUUGAUUUAAGUCUAAUGCAAAAUCUCGAUACUUCUCGUCUCUGGCUGCAAACAAUUGCUAUGCUUCCAAAUAUACAAAUAUUGAAGCUAUCUGAUUGUCAUCUUUCUGAUCUUUCUCCCUUCCAUUCAAUCUUCAAUUUUUCUACUUCUCUUAAAGUCAUUGAUCUUUCGGGCAAUGCAUUCACAUCUUUCAAAAUAUUUGAAUGGGUGUAUAAUGUCGCCUCCAACUUAACCGAGCUUGAUCUUAGCGAUAACCUUUUGCAAGGCUCCAUUCAUUAUGAUUUUGGAAACACACUGGGAAAAUCAUUUAGUAACUUAUGUUCGUUAAGGUCAUUAGACAUGUCAAGUAACAAGUUGAGUGAAGAUCUUUCAGUAAUAAUUCAUAAUUUAUCUGUUGGGUGUGCAAAGUACUCGAUACAAGAAUUAUAUUUGGCUAGCAACCAAAUUAUUGGUACACUACCUGACAUGUCAGUGUUCUCAUCAUUAAAAACAUUGAUACUCUCUCACAAUCUAUUAUAUGGGAAAAUAAUGCAUUCAUUCCCUUAUCAAUUAGAGAGUUUGGAAUUGGAUUCCAAUAAUUUAGAAGGUGUGAUCACUGACUCCCAUUUUGGCAACAUGUCUAUGUUAAAGAAUUUAAACUUGAAUUCCAAUUCAUUAGCUUUAAUAUUCAGUGAAAAAUGGGUGCCGCCUUUUCAAUUGUUUUCCAUAUAUCUAAGGUCUUGUAUAUUAGGGCCUAGUUUUCCUACAUGGUUGCAGGGUCAAAAAUAUCUCCAAGCCCUUGACAUUUCUGAUGCUAAAAUCACAGACUUAGUUCCAGUGUGGUUUUGGACUCAAUCAACAAAUCUAAUUUUCAUGAAUAUUUCAAACAAUAAUCUCAGCGGCACAAUUCCAAAUUUACCCAUAACAUUUUUUCAUUAUUUUGAAGUAAUUCUGAAUACAAAUCAGUUUGAAGGUUCAAUCCCACCAUUUUUUCGAAGUGCAACAUUGCUUGAGAUGUCCAAGAACAAAUUUUCAAAAAUUGAUUUGUUCUUAUGUACUAACAUUGUGGUUGAUUCGUUGAUUGUAUUGGAUCUAUCAAAUAAUCAGUUAUCAAGUCUACUCUCUAAUUGUUGGGGUAAUUUGAAAGCAUUGAAAUUUCUGGAUUUGAGUGACAAUAUAUUAUCUGGAGAAGUUCCAUCAUCAAUGGGAUCAUUACUUGAACUUAAGGUAUUGAUAUUGCGGAACAAUAGCUUAACGGGGAAGUUACCUUUCUCCUUGAAAAAUUGCACAAACUUGCGCAUGCUAGAUCUUGGAGAUAAUAGAUUAUCGGGACCAAUACCGUAUUGGUUAGGACAAGAAUUGCAAUUGUUAAGCUUAAGAAGGAACCAAUUCUAUGGAAAUCUUCCUCAAAGUCUGUGUUACUUAAAAAAUAUUCAGUUGUUGGAUCUAUCUGAGAACAAUAUAUCAGGACAAAUUUUCAAAUGUUUGAAGAAUUUCUCCUCAAUGUCUCAAAAAGUUUCCUCUACUAAUAUCCAAGAAACUCCUAUACUUUACUCAACAGGUGUUGGAUCCAUAUUUCAAUAUGCCGGUUUUGAUUUGAAUGCAUUGUUGAUGUGGAAAGGGGAAGAACGAUUGUUUAAGAAUAAUGAGCUCAUUUUAAGGAGCAUUGAUCUUUCAAGCAAUCAAUUGAUAGGAAACAUUCCAGAAGAAAUAGGAAAUUUGGUAGAAUUGGUGUCAUUGAAUUUAUCAAGCAACAAUUUGAGUGGAGAAAUUACUUUAAAGAUUGGAAAAUUAAAAUUACUUGAAUUUCUCGACUUGUCAAGAAACCAGUUCUCUGGUUUAAUUCCUCCUUCUUUGGCUCAAAUUGACCGUCUUUCCAUGUUGAAUUUGUCUUAUAACAACCUGUUUGGAAGAAUUCCAAUUGGCACACAGUUACAAAGUUUUGAUCCUUCAAGUUAUGAAGGGAAUGUUGGUCUUUGUGGGAAACCACUUGUCAUAAAGUGUCUAGGAGAUGAAAAAGUUACACCUCAGAAACCAGAAACACCUAAAGAAAGUAGUCUAGAAGAUAAGAAAUCAAUCUAUUUGAGUGUGACAUUGGGAUUUAUCACAGGAUUUUGGGGCCUUUGGAGUUCAUUGUUGUUGAUCCAAACUUGGAGACAUGCAUAUGUCUUGUUCUUGAACAACAUAACUGACACAAUGUAUGUGUUUAUGGUGCUCAAUGCAACUAAAUUUCAAAGGUGGCUUAGAGGUUUGUUGGAAAAGUUUUUCUAAGCAUCUCUUAUUGUACUAUUUGCAACAUUGAUGAAGAAAGGUAGGAGAAGAAGUAAAUGAUGUGAUCCACGAAUACAAACGAGUUUGAAGUUCUAUGUAUCAAUAAUUUAAAUAAUUAAUUUGUGAAGCAUAUGUUGUGAGAUACUAUUAAUAUUGUUAUUAUGAAAACAUGUUUUAUAAUCUAAUUAUUAGGAUAACAUUUUGAUGUCAUUCUUAGUCCAGCUUAUUUUUCGAUAAUAGUUACAUGUAAGUUAUUUGAAGAAUAAGUAGCAACCAAAAUUUCCCAUUACUAAAUUGAAGGAAAUGGUUUAGAAAUAACUAAAA
Cicer arietinum (chickpea) is the source of this 3388-nucleotide messenger RNA. RefSeq names its product receptor-like protein EIX2. Gene Ontology annotation, molecular function: protein binding. The record is from RefSeq and is a predicted model, not a curated record. Lineage: Eukaryota; Viridiplantae; Streptophyta; Magnoliopsida; Fabales; Fabaceae.